CCAACAGAGGGCUGUGACGUCACGACAGAGAAAUCUCAGGGUCGCCCGCACUGGAUGUUGGUAUUUUGAUCUGACACGUUGAAGACAAGCUACCAGAUAAUGGUGGUAAGAUAGUGGGGUAUGGUGUGACCAAGUGUGUGGUGAGAGUGCCAGAAUGGUUGUGUGGUGAUUGGCACUCUGCCCCUUGUUUGGGGUUAUCCACCACUCACUGCACACAACCAACACCCCACCUACCAGUACAAGUUUAUCAGUUCAUACCACGCAUGUCAUAACUACCUGGCCUCUGUAGAACUCAACUGUGGUUGUGGUAUCACAAACUGUGACAUCAUGAGUGACGGAAAUAAAUGGCCCUGUGGGAGAUGCACCUACCUCAAUUAUGCCAGUGCUGUACGGUGCACUAUGUGCACAGUGCCACGCUCCCCACACCUUAUUGUGGAGGCUGGAGCUGACAUUUACCAGUUGGGAUGCCAAGCUGCGCCACCAUCUCGAAGGCCACCAGAGAGCCCGCCUCCACAAGAAGUUGACAAGUGGCGUUGUCAUUUAUGUACUUACCGUAAUUAUCCAAGAGCCCUAAGGUGUACACAGUGCCGCACACCACGCCUUUCAUUAGCAGAAGAAAUGGCAGGUCUUUCUUUGGCAAAACCUGCAUCCUCAUCACCCACAAUAUCCACAACAACUCCUACAUCAACACCAACUUCAACCCCAACUUCAACCCCAACUGCAACCACAGCCAUCACUACCACUGCCAAUAUAGCCUCACCGGCAGCUACAACACCAAGUACGACCCCCACCACAGCCUCUGCUCCAACCAAUAACCGUAAUGGAGGCCAGAGUCCAAACAAAGGGGUUGCAGGGCAAAGUGGUAGAGGUCCUCCUGGAGCUGGAGCAGAUCACCCCAGUCCAGGAGGGACACCUCCGGGUGGGGCGGGGCGCUGUAGUCCACAAGGAGCGGGUGUAACGCAGCCACAACCACGUCAUGAAACUGAACCAGCUGUACCCAGUUACAAAUGGAGAUGUCGUGCAUGUACCUAUGAAAACUGGCCAAGAUCGACAAGAUGUGUGAUGUGUGCCACCCCAAAAGGACUUUGUGCCGCCUCAGCCCAGUCCCAGCCAGCUCGCCUUGCAACACCACCUCCUCCAACUGACAGUAAAAAUAACAAUAUGAGUGCAAACAUAGUUACACCUCCAGGGGAAGCAAGUGAACCUACCAAAGUUGAGAUAAUACGUGAACCCAGUGAUACACAUCAUACUGAGAACAAUGCAAAAAACAGAGAAAACAUUAAUGAAAUAAAUAAAGCCCGCAGCAGUGACUCACAGCUCCAAGAUCCGCAAUUGAUAUCCCAAAGAAACUCCAGUGAAUCAAAGGAAAACAGCACCAUUCCUACUAGUGUUGGUGGCAACAAUGCCUCAGGUGCUGUGAGCCAUCGUGGUGGAGAAGGAGCCAUGGCACUCAAUAACUAUGAAACAGAGCGACUCCUAAGGCAGCUCAGACGACGAUUACGGGAAGCUGAUUGGGCCUGGCUGAAUGCUUGCAAUGGAGUAGUGGAAGGCAACUAUGAACCAGUUGAAGCUUACCUUUCAGCAGGGGGAGACCCAAUGAGGCAGCUAACCAGUGCAGAUGUUAAGCUGUUAUCUCGGCCUUCUGCAUUUGAUGAAGGUCAUACGCUUGUUCACUUAGCUAUAAGAUUUGGUCGAGAAGAUUUACUUGCUACAAUUCUAUCACGCAUGGAUGGUGGGGGCACAGGAGUGAAGCGUGUCCCACCCUAUGUGGCACCAGACUUGGCUACAGACAUCCGUCGACAUGUUUCUGCUUCAAUUCGUCAGAGAAAAGGGCCAUUCCCUUGUCACUUUGUUUCUGAGCUUGUUACUUUCUCACUACCUGCAGAAAUUGAAGAUUUACCCGUGAGUGUUCAAGAACAGCUGUUUGAAGAGCUUCUUGAUCGUGAUGCGCAGAAGCAGCUGGAAGAGGAUGCACCUAUUAUUAACUGGUCCUUAGAAAUCACAGACAGACUUGGCUCACGACUCUAUGCUCUCUGGAAUAGAACAGCAGGUGAUUGUCUUCUAGACUCAAUACUACAGAGUACCUGGGGUGUAUUUGACCGAGACAAUGUACUUCGUAGAGCUUUAUCUGACAGUCUUUCGGAAGCAUCUCAUCUGUUUUAUCCCCGUUGGAAAGAAUACGAGCGAUGGCAGGCUCGACUUCUAGACUACUAUGUUCCUGAAGGCCAAGUCCUUGAGGAAUGGGCAGAGUUGAUCUGCUUGGCCUCCCAACCCGGUGCUGCACUAGAGCAGCUACACAUCUUUGUCCUAGCCCACAUCCUGCGACGACCAGUGAUUGUGUAUGGAGUAAAGUGUGUCAAGAGCUUUAGAGGAGAGGACUUGGGUUUUGCAAGAUUUGAGGGUGUGUACUUACCAUUGUUAUGGGAACCAUCAUUCUGUUGGAAGUCCCCUAUUGCACUUGGAUACACUCGUGGACAUUUCUGUGCCCUUGUGCCCAUGGAGCCAGACUCUCCUGAGAACAUGGGAGCAGGAGCAAUCUUGGAUGCUGGGGAGUCACAGGUGGUCUUCUUGCCUUUAAUGACUCAAGAUGCCAAGCUUCUCCCUGUGCACUUCCUUACACAGGCUGAGGUUGGCUGUGAGGAAACAUUACUAAGACAGUGGCUGGAGGUGUGUGUCAGUGAGGGAGGCGUACUGGUGGCACAGCAGCAUCUCACCAAGAAGCCCCUGACGGUGGCCCAGAUGACGGAGGAAUGGCUCAACCAUUACAGAAGGCUUGCGUAAGUCUUGUCUCAGGGGAACUACCACAACAAAUGGAAUGUGCCCCAUAUCACCGCCCCAUAACAAGCCAAGGAUACUCCAGUGACGGGGACUCAGAGGAAGAAUGAUCUGGAACUCAUAAAGGAUCUCUCAAUAACCAGUAUAUUCCAAAGAGAACACUUCAAAGUGACUGGAGUCUUUUGUUGAACAUUGUCAAGAAGAAAAAGUUUCAAUAUCUCAGCAAAUAAAGUGAAAAUGAGUAUUUAUCUAACAAAAGUAGUCUCAAGAUUUAAAUUGUUUCGUCCAGAGGAAGUAACACAAAUCUGCCUCUCUCUCUCUCUUUACCAUAAUAGAAUCUUCUAAUGUUAGGCAGCAAGAAAAGGUGAGGCUGUACUCCAGUUGACUUCUCGUGCUUUAUUUGAUAUGUUUAGUAAGAGCAAAUUGUGAUGGGUUGUUAAAUAUUACAAGCUGUGAUAAUAUUACCUACAAAGCAUGUGGUAUAUCUGAAAAUGUGAAUUCAUAAAUAUAUUUUAUUUUUAUUUUCUCUAUCAAACUUGGUUUCCUCUCACGAUGCAUAAUAUAGCCAAAGUGAAUUUUAAAAAUUAUAUAAAAUUAUCUUGGUUCUCACAUAAAAUGUGUUACUUUACCAAUUAUACCAUGUCUAUACUCUAUCUAUUCUUUCUUUUCAUCUGAUAACAAAGUAAAGACUCCUGGAGCACGGAAUCACCAAAGAACAGAAGGGGUUUAACUGAAAAAGAUUGUUGAAUAUACUGAAGACAGUAGGAUGAUUUGCGAAAUCUAAUUGUAUGACUUCAGAAAAGUAUACAACUUACACCCAAGGCCUUAGUGACUUUACUGAAAAAGUAGUGAAGUAAAUAAGUAUUGAUUUAAACUAGACUACAUCAAUUUGCUGUUGUAAUUGAAAUGAGUUUCUGUUUUGUUUCAUGAAUAACACAGUGCCCCUAUGCAUAAUAUGGAGAUUAUGAGUAACCAGUUUCUGAAAGCAUAAGGACUGCAAGGUAAUGUAUCUUGGUUUAAUGUGUGAUAUAUACCUGUAUAUUGACUUCUUGCCACUACAUGGGGUCACAUAGAAUGUAAAAUCUUGACAUUGAAAAGUGAUUUUUUAACUGAAAUUUGCUACAUAAAUUUCACUUGCAGUGAAGAAAGAACAGUAUUGAUGUUGUCAUAUAUUUUGAGAUGAGCUAUUGAUAGUCAAUAAAGUCACUUUUAUUUUUUACUUUAUAUAUAUAAGCAAUGUCAUUCAUUGGUCUACUGUUUAUCCUGAAAGCUCCACAGGGAGUGACUUCUCAAGCAGGAUGAUAGAAGGUUGAUGGCUUCUGCUAGAACAUAAGAGAAGACUUUUCCAUGAAAAAGAAGUGAAUUUGAAAGAAAUGUUGAUAAUGAUAAUCCAUUUUUAUACAGUGAUAGGAACUGUAGUCUUUUUUUUCUUUUUUGCCAAUGAUUGGCCUUUGAAUGCUUAAAACUAACUUGAAAUUUGCUUUCAUGCUAAGGAGGGGGGAAAAAAUGAGUGUUUAUAAUUUUUUACAUAUAUUUCUCAUGUUUGUGCAGGCAAUGUUAUCUUUUGCAAAUUAUACAGUGUGCAUCUUGACCUGGGAAUUGUAGCUAUUUAAUGCAAGUGUAACUAAUAUUAUUUUGCUGAUGCUGCAAAGCCAUGCCAUCAUGUGCUCUACAAUGAAUCGUCUACCCCUCUCCCUUAGUUUGGCCGUAAACUGUUACACCAUGAUAACUUUACCUCCAUGUCAUAAUGAUUGCGUCCACAGUUUGAUGUGUUUACUUUCAUCAAAAAGAAGAAAAAAAAUCCAAGAAAGUAAGUCAUACAUUUCCUGUGUUCCAUAUUAUUGUUUCCAAGAUUUCUUGUUGAGAAAUGUAUCAGUUACAUCCCCAAUUGCAAAGGUAAUACAUUCUAUCCAGCAAUCUCCAAAAGUGCUGAGUGUAGGCAGAAGAGCUUGCAGUAGGUGGUAUGCAGGCAACAGUUCAUGAUAUGCAUUGUCUUGUAAACCACAUCAAGUGCCAAAGUUGCAUUUUUUUUUCUUUUUAUAAUUAUAUUAUUAGUUUUUUUUAAUUAUAUUAAAAGGACUUCAAUUACAGAUAUCUUGUUAGUUGCGGCUAUUGUAGAAUUCAAGAGUAUGUAAGAGAAACCAAAUGUGAGAAUCUCUCCAUUUCAAGUAAACUGUGGUGUUAAUAUUCUCAAUGUAUAAGGAGCUAAGUAGCAAGGCAUUAUUUCUUUCACGGCAAGGCACUUAAGACCAGUAUGGUGUCAACAUGUGGCUUUUGUCAUGGGCUUUCAUCCUAACUUUGGGUAUUCAGAGUAACCAAAUGAUACAAAUGAACGACUAAAAGAAUGUUAGUUGCUACCCAACCUGAUGGUUGAAAUAUGAUAUUAAUGCCAAAAAUAGAAACUGACAUGAACUGUAUACUGACUUUGUGCAUAUUGGUAUUAUGUGUUAUUGUUAUUGGUAUGUUCCAUUUCUUACAUCAUCAUUAAUUUUUUUUCUCUCACUCUCACCUCAUGAGGUGUGAUACUGCUGACACCAAGUUGCAUAUACUAAGGUGACAGCAUCCAGCCAAAAGCUUGAUGUAGGGGAUUCCAAGUAUAGGUUUCUCAGAUUCAUCUACACAGGCAUAAGCACUGCUGCUUCUUUUAAGGUGGGGCAGUUAGGGACAGUCAUCAAGUAAAGGUCCAGGCAAGGAUUGUCACCUAGGGGAGGUCCAGGCAAGGAUGGUCACCUAGGGGAGGGUUAGGCAGGGACAGUCAUCUAGUGGAGGUCCAGACAAGGACAUUCACAUAGGGGAGGUUUAGGCAGGGACAGUCACCUAGUGGAGGUCCAUGUAGGGGCAGUCACCUUUUACGGGUCUAGGCAAGGGGUAAUCACCUAAUGUAUGUCCAGACAGGGACAGUCACCUUGUGCUGCUCCACUUAAAGGAGACUUGCAGUAAGAUAGGUUGGACGGAAUCCCUGAGAUGUGAUUAGUCCAGAAAUGGUUUGGUUAUUUAUUACUGUUAUUAUUGUUUGUAGUACCAUUUUUAUGCUAUGUUUUUUCAGAUUAUGAUUUUUAUUAAUUAUGAAUUUUCUCAAUCUAUUAGUUAUUGUAAUUUCUUUUGUCAUAUUUACACUUCAUAUUUUCUUAAACAUUGCUUUUGUUAGUUUAUUAUUUAAUGCAUUCAAAAAUGUCAGUAGUUGAAUCAAACUCAUCUUAGUUGAGAAAUUUGUUUUAAGGGGUUAGUUGUGUUGAACUUGCUCUAAGCUAAGUUUUUACCCCAUCAUAGCACUUGAGGCCAUACUAGUCCUUCCUCAGUCUGACUAAUCAUAUUUCUGCACAUGAGCCAUUUAAUUAAAACCAAUCAAUAUGAGAGUUCUUCCUCCCUAUUUAUUUGGUUGUGAAUAUUAAUCAGUAUUUGCUUUUACUAUAUCCUUGCAUUCAGUGGUUUGUUAUAGAUGAAAAAAACAAAAACAAGUUGGAAUGAUGCAUUUAUGUGUCCUAUCUUUGAGCACAAAUAACAAAUACAAGGCUCUCAUUUUCUUCUCAAUUAUCCUCUUUCAAGGGAAAUAAUUUUUUUGGUAUAAUAAUUGAUCAUUUGUUGUCAAAGGCGCUGUUCUACAUAAUUGUUUAUGGAUUCCCGCCCCAAUUUCCGUUGUUCCUUUCCGUCCAGUUAGUUGCAUCAGAAUCUUACAUAUGCAUCUUUUCUGUAUUAUUCAGUUUGACAUAGCAAUAAUUCUUAUAUCCCAUAUGUGUACAUAUGUAUAGUUUAGUAUUAUUUCUUUACAUUUGUGAUUAUUGCUUUAAAGAAUUUAGUCAUGUUAGUAAGCCCAUUUUAUGUCAAUCAUUUUAUCAUAGAGAAGUCAACUAUUAAACUCUUCUAAUCUUUUCUGUAGUUUCUGUCCCAUUAAUGAUAUAUUUCACUGAGCUUGACACAAAAGCUAAGAGAGGUUUAGCCUGCAGUCUGUUAUUCGCAGGAGCUGCUUCUAUUUAAGGGUUGUAUUUGCUAGGUAGCACACCUUUCAUAUCUCAUCAUCAUUCUCAGCUUCUCCAUGGUGACAGUACAAACCAAGAACAUAAUGUGAUGAGAUCAUUAAAUGCGAUCCACUUUUGUAGAGGAUACGGUAUGGCUUUUUUUUUUUUUUUUUUUUUUAUAUAUAUAUAUAGAACACACAAAAUUGAGCCUUCUAUACCUCCUGUAGGCUCGUAUUGCUUGAUUUCAUCACUCAUAUUUUAGCUGUCAGAACUGUAAAGCUAAAUUUUGUAGUUUUGUCAGAGAAGUGUUUAGAUUUUAUUUCAUGCAUGAUGUGAAGCUGCCUGUGCAGAUUUUUUUUAAGGAAGUAGUUUUACCCUGUUAAUGCGUAAUAGCUAGAUGUUUGUAAACUUUCUCAACAGGUAAGAGUUCAAAUAUUGACUGGGAAAUUAAAGUAUAGAAAGUUUCCAGUAACUAGCUAUUUUACUUGCAAGACUUCCUUGAAAUUUAUUGUGUCCAUAUUUCAGAAUUAAUACCCGGCUCUUAGAAAUUAAAUCUAUGUUCAGUCUUAUAUGUUGUUAUCACAAACUUCUAGAAAGCUAACCCAUAGUAGUGCAACUCCAGUGGAUUGUUUAUCAGAGAUUAUUGUUAUGUAUAUAUAACGAGAUUAGAGACAAUUAUACAGAUUGCUGAAAGCA
This is a messenger RNA of Penaeus chinensis, 7427 nucleotides long. It is a transcript of the gene trbd, whose product is annotated as ubiquitin thioesterase zranb1-B-like. The transcript is spliced from 11 exons. Gene Ontology annotation, cellular component: nucleus; cytoplasm. Gene Ontology annotation, biological process: protein deubiquitination involved in ubiquitin-dependent protein catabolic process; positive regulation of Wnt signaling pathway; cell migration. Gene Ontology annotation, molecular function: K63-linked polyubiquitin modification-dependent protein binding; cysteine-type deubiquitinase activity. Bases 328 to 2781 code for a protein of 817 amino acids. NCBI's taxonomy places the organism in Eukaryota, Metazoa, Arthropoda, Malacostraca, Decapoda, Penaeidae. The record is from RefSeq and is a predicted model, not a curated record.